Messenger RNA from Glossina fuscipes, 1146 nucleotides. It is a transcript of the gene jdp, whose product is annotated as J domain-containing protein. The transcript has 5 exons. NCBI's taxonomy places the organism in Eukaryota, Metazoa, Arthropoda, Insecta, Diptera, Glossinidae. Gene Ontology annotation, cellular component: cytoplasm. The record is from RefSeq and is a predicted model, not a curated record. Bases 183 to 752 code for a protein of 189 amino acids.
UUUCUAUUAGACGCUAAAAGAGUUAAAACAAAACAACGGGUAUACAAGUGGCAGUUAGUAAAUUGAUCCCAGUAGCGCAACAACAAAACAAGCACGCGCUUAAAAGCCAUUUGUGUUUUCGUUGUGAUUUCAGAAAAAUUAUUAAUAAUAACAAUUUCGUUAAUAUUGUGAAAAUUCUCAUAAUGAGUGCUGUCGAUUCGAUCAUCAACUAUAAGCGCAAUCCCGACGAGGAUUUCUAUGCUAUGCUCAAUUGUGAUGAAAGUUCAACGGUUGAACAAAUUCAGUCUGAAUACAAGAUCUUAGCGUUGCAGUAUCAUCCCGAUAAGAAUAGCGGUGAUAAAGAAGCUGAAGCUAAAUUUCAAAAAUUGAAGGAGGCUAAAGAAACUUUAUGCGACCCCGAGAAGCGUACAAAUUACGAUAAAUGGCGUAACAGCGGUAUUGCUAUGAGCUAUAAAAACUGGUUGGGCAUGAAGGAACAUGUUGGUCAGGUGAGAAGAUAUACAAUUGCGGAGAAAGUGGAUAAAGAGUCAAUGCAUUGGGCAACACCGAAAACAAAAGAUCGUAUGCUACCGGAGACAGCGGCCGCUACUGGUUCCGCAGCUAGUGGCGGUGGCUUGGCUGCAGGCGCACCCAAUCCAGCUCAUCGUCGAGCCUCAGAGGGUGGGGCAGCCCUCUAUUACGGCAGUCGCAAGCCUGAAUGGGGCACCGACAACUCGGACGUAGCAAACAAAUUUCGCAAUUACGAAAUCUAAAGAGGAACUAACCAAAAAAUCGUAUUAAAAAAAAAUAAAUAAAUAAAUAAAAAACGGUCAGUCAUGAGUAGAACAAAAAACAAAAAAACAAAAAGAAAAAGAAAAGAAAAGUAAUUUUUUGUUCAUCGAUCAUUUUAUGUCAUAAAUAUUAGAAUUAAUUUGUUCGCGAAGACAUCGCAGCGGACAUCAGGAACCUGUUGGAUAUGUUGGGAUAGCGAUUACAUUGUUGAACUUAUAAGAUUGAAUAAAAUCGUAUUAAAUUAAAUUUAAAGAAAACGAGAAGCACUUUACUAAUCUAAAAAAAAAGAAAAACAAAAAUUUCAUUUUGAUUUUUAGAUCAGUACAUGAGAAAGUAUGCUAACAAGAAAAAAAAAAAAAAAAAAAAAAAAAAAAA